AUGGGAUCUUUCAAAAUCUUUUCUGUCAUUCUUUUCUCCAUCGUGCUCAUAGCUGAGGCUUCAGCUUCCCCUUCACUCAUUGGAAGAGCCGGCAACGGAUGCUCCGCAAGCAACAUUGAAACCUUUCGCCAUACAGUCAAGCACAAAGAAUACUUCUGUAACUGGUGGCUGUCAGCAACUCGCUCCAGAUCUCCCUUCAUUGAGUUGUUGCCUUCUGAGGUCACCGCAGUUUGCUAUUGCAUCGGCACCCAUGCCACGAACAAUAAGAGAUCUGUGCCCGCUAUCGAUGGUUUGAGUCUACUCGCAAAGAGAAGUGCCCGCUCCGAUUGUAGAGCCGAACUCUCGAGCGAGUUCACCGAAGCUCGGAACUUCUGUUCCUUCUACACGAGAGUCCCUAGAGCUUCGUCUCCUUUUGAGAAGUUUUCUGUAGCCGAUCUGCUGGGACUUUGCGACUGUAUCCAAGGAAAGUCUGUGACUACGAGUUUGUCUAGCACCUCCUCGAAGACCUCUUCGCGCUCUUCCUCCAGGUCGUCUUCGCGCUCCUCAUCCACGUCACUUUCCACGAGCACCUCGUCUGGCUCUCUCAAGGUUACAACUUCCUCAGAGACAACCUCAUCCGCCUCAGACCCUUCGACUAACCGAUCUUCUUCCACGUCCGCUAUGACCACUGGAACCAACAAUACCAGUACGACCUCGACGGCCUCGUUGUCUGUCAGCAGCGUCUCAAGUGUUUCUGUCAACAGCAGUACUGUAAUCAGCAGCGGUGUAUCGAGCGCAUUCUAUUCUAGUAUUACCAGUGGAACGUCAUCCAACAACACUAGAAGUGGCACUGUUGCCAAUUCAUUCCCAACAGCCACCGCAAACAGCACCACCAUUCUCACUUCGAGUAGCGUUCUCGCCAACGGCACCUUAUCUACAACUGGUGUGCCCAGUACAACUUACAGUAACGGAACCAGUGGGGUCUUGAUCGGUCCUACUUCGACUCUGCCGACGCAUAGCUCCUUCUCGACCUAUUCUCCGGUGAACACCACCAGCAGUGCUUCCUUUAACACAACAAAUCCGGCAGGUACGCAAGCUUCUAAUGGUCUCUCCUCAAGCAUUGCCUCUAGCGGAGCACCAUAUGGUAAUGGUACAAGCAGCACUGCUUCAGCUGGCCCCACUGUCCCUAUGGGUACAGGAAUUUCAUCCAGCUCGGUCGUCCUCGUCAAUAGCACAACCAGUGGCGUGUUGCCCUCGUCAGUGAUUACUGGUCCUAUGGGGACAGGUCCGUCAAGCGGUAUUUCCUCAUCUACCACAAGUGGUGCUCCUUACGGCAACGGUACAACCACUACGCGCCCUGUUGGUCCCACCGGAGUCGCCCCGACUGGUAUCUCCACCGCUAAGCCCGUUAACAGCACUACCAUCGUUGGUACAAGCCCUGAUAAUUCCACCACAACUGCAGCGUCGAGCGGUUUCUCUUCGAGCGCCAUCACAAGCGGAGGUCCAUACGGUAAUGGCACAAGCAGCACUAGGCCCUUCAAUCCCACUGCACCUUCUAUAACCGUCGUGUCCUCUUUGACUUCUAUCACGACCAACAGCAGCUCGAACAUCGCCACAGCAACUUCAAGUGGGUUUUCGUCAGGCAUCUCUCCAAGCGGAGCUCCUUAUGGCAAUGUAACCAGCAGCACUACCUUAAUCGGUCCCACGACGCCUGCAUCUACCAGCGUAUUGUCUUCGUCUCAGAUCCUUACCAACAGCAGUACCAGCGCGAUCUCAGCUUCAGAAAGUAGCGGACCGUCAAGCGGUUUCUCGUCAAGUGCUUCGACAGGCGGAGCACCUUACGGCAACGCAACCAUUACUUCCUUGUCUUUGGAUCCCACAGCGUCUGUUCCUGCUUUCAAUUCCUCGACUUCUUCCAUCUUGUCUUCAUCGAUCACCGCGUCGAAUGGAUCAAGUACCGCCUUCCCAAGCAUCACAGUGCCUAGUGGUCCUGUCAUUCCAAUCACGACAGGAGCCGUGAAUGGCACUUUGUCAAGCAGUAGCAGCAGCUCGCUAUUCAUCAAUGGUACUACUUCGUCAGAUGGAUUCUCGACUGCCACCACAUCUGGUGUCUCAUCCUCUGUCACCACCACCUCUUCAGCUGCAACGGAGACCUCGAUGAACACAACUAGCACUGGGAUUUCCACCGCGACUGCUUCAAGCAGCAUAUCUACGGAUCUUGGCUCGACAACUUCUUCCCAUGCCUCAUCCGCCAUUUCUAGUACGACACUGAGUGAACCUAGCAGUGUACCCACCUCGACUCAAGACGCCAUUCGCAGCGGCUCCCGUGUCUUCAUUGGACCUCUGAGCCCUGCCUUUAAGAACCGGGCGCUGGAGUCCAGACAAGACGGAAAGAAUGAAUACGCAACCGUGUACACUGGCCGCAGACAACCUCCAGCAUUAGGCUACACCUUCAACGAGACCUCCGGACAUCUCUAUCUGGGCAGCAGUAACAACAUUCUUAGCUACGAGAUCACCGGUUUCCGUUCAGAUUCAGUGCAGCUGGCUACUCUGACUCAGGAUUACCUGGAGAGCUAUCCAACGUCCUGGAGCCCGCUUCAAUGCUCAGUCACGGAUUCCACGGGUGCGCUUACCUGUACUGCUGUCUCUAGAUCUACGAGAUAUCGUCCGAGCGUGACUUAUUCUGUAUUCGUCGCUGUUCCAAGAUCAGGUCAAGCUGCUGCUGAUGUCUAUCUUUAUGCUGCGAACAGGAUUGAUGGUCGACCAUUGGGUGCAACUCAGGUGCCAUUAUUCCUGUCAAUGGACGGUGAGGGCUGGCCAUCGAAGAAGUAG
Molecule: messenger RNA, 2811 nt
Organism: Aureobasidium pullulans EXF-150
Lineage: Eukaryota; Fungi; Ascomycota; Dothideomycetes; Dothideales; Saccotheciaceae
Exons: 3
Coding region: 1-2811 (936 amino acids)
Source: RefSeq, a predicted model, not a curated record